Cladophialophora yegresii CBS 114405 is the source of this 1632-nucleotide messenger RNA. RefSeq lists its product as uncharacterized. Gene Ontology annotation, biological process: transmembrane transport. Lineage: Eukaryota; Fungi; Ascomycota; Eurotiomycetes; Chaetothyriales; Herpotrichiellaceae. Bases 1 to 1632 code for a protein of 543 amino acids. The transcript has 4 exons. The record is from RefSeq and is a predicted model, not a curated record. Gene Ontology annotation, molecular function: transmembrane transporter activity.
AUGACCACCCACGAGCAGUCCCUCCGGGACCACGUCCCCGGCACGAUCCACCUGGUCGAACUCGAGGCCAGCGAACACGACAGCAAAGGCCACAUCGUGCUGCACCCCCAGCCCAGCGCCGACCCGGAGGACCCCCUGAACUGGUCCCGCAAGCGCAAACUUUGGAACAUCGGCAUGGUGUACGCCUACAUUCUGGGUGUCGGCAUCCCCACGACGGUGCAGUAUUCCAUCUUGACCAACAUCUCCGAGGAGACGGGCAUUUCGUUGGCCGAUCUGAACACGGGGACGGGGUUGAUGUUCUUGUUCGCCGGCUGGGGCUGCUUGUUCUGGCAGCCUAUCGCACUCACGUACGGCCGUCGCGGAGUCUACGUCAUCUCUUCGCUGCUGUGCAUCCCUCCUAUGGUGUGGACGGCCUACACAACUUCAACAGGCGCUUGGUAUGCUCAUCGCAUCCUGAUCGGCUUCUUCGUCGCGCCCGUCGAGUCCCUGCCUGAGGUGUCGGUGCCGGACCUGUUCUUCGCUCACGAAAGAGGAAACUACAUGGGUCUUUAUUGUUUGUUUCUCUUCGGCUCCAACGCCCUGGCACCUUUGCUGGCUGGGUUCAUCGCAAACUCGCUCGGCUGGAGGGCUGCCAUUUGGUUCGGCACUAUCGUGGCCGCCGUGGGCACGCUCGUGAUCUUUUUCGGCAUGGAAGAAACCAUCUACUUCCGCUCGGCGAUCGAGGGAGUCAACGGCGCGGUGGAGACGACGCAGACUGAAGCUGUAGGGGAAAAGAACGAAUCCAAAGUCGCUGGAGAACCUGUGAUGAGCGAGUCAUCUUCACCCGCCGCCAGCGACAUUGUCCGCUCCCCACCAAAGACCUACUGGCAGAAACUUACACUCUUCCGAUUGCUUCCCCAGCGGCCAUCCAACAAGCAGAUGUUCAUCAUGAUGGUUCGACCGCUGAUGAUCUUCUUCUUCUUCCCUAAUGUCGACUGGGCGGGAUUCCUGUAUGGCGCCUCGCUCUGCUUGUAUCAAGUCGGCAACGGGACGGUUGCAUUCAUCCUAGGAGGCGCACCGUACCACUUCUCAUCCAGUAUGGUGGGGUUGUCCUAUACAGCCGGCCUCAUCGGUUCGUUGCUCGGCUGGGUCUAUGCCGGCUGGAUUGCAGACAAGGUGACCCUCUACCUCGCCAGACGCAAUAAUGGUGUUCGUGAACCCGAGCAGAGACUCUGGGUCCUGGUGCCAUCCGGCAUUAUUGCGGCGGCUGGGCUCAUCCUCUGGGGUGUGGGUGCUGCUCACCGUGUCCACUGGAUGGGGCUCAUGUUUGGCUUGGCCAUGUUCCAGUUCGGCAUCGUGGUAGGCGCGACGACAUCUCUGGCUUACAAUGUCGACUGCUUCAAGGAAAUUGCGGGAGAGACCCUCAUCCUGGUUAUCGUCAUCCGCAACACCAUGGGCUAUGGCAUGGCGUACGGCAUCACUCCUUGGAUCAAUGCCAGCGGUGUCCAAAACACCUUUAUCGGGACCGCCUUCCUGUUCAUUGGCUGCACCUGCAGCUUUUUGAUCAUGACCGUUUGGGGCAAGAGGUUCCGGAAGAUGUGUGCGAAGAAGUAUUGGCACUUUGUGGACACGCUGAUUGUGGCCUCACACUGA